AUGAAGGAUUUUGGAGCUGCAGCGAAAGGCGGUUUGAUCAUCGUCGCACUUGUUGCAAGCCUAGUUACCUUUCCAGUAGCGACGUCUGCUGCUAAUAUCACCGCCACUGUCUUCAGCACUGCGGGUACUUUCCUGUUUGCGAAUGCGCUGCAAUAUGCCGGUCUCGCGGGCAUAUUCAGUGACUCCAGCCUCAAUAUUACAGUUUUCGCUCCUUCAGACGAGGCUUUUUACAGCGCACUGGGUAUGCUAGGACUGACCCAGGCGGGCCUGGCUGGAAACGCCGCAUUGAUGGCCCCUAUCUUGCUAUACCAUGUUGUCGCGCCAGCCCUAAAUACUUCUGCCUUGAGCGCUGCUGGAGUCCAGCGCUAUCCGAAUGUACUGGGGCCUUUCCGGGAUUCUGGGAGCUCUUUGGAAGUCGACCCUUCAGACGCAUUAAGCAUCAAGAUCUCGUCGAUCGGUACUGACGCCAGAAUCAUCAACGCGAACGUUUCCGCGGGUAAUUCCACAAUCCACGUGAUCAACAGCGUCCUUUUGCCCUUCUACCCGUCUAUCUCCGCGGCUUUUGUGCGCAAUCCAGAGCUGACGACGCUCCUCGGCCUGGUGGCCCAGAAUGCACCGAAUCUGAUCGCUGAACGGUUCGGACCCACGGCCGAGCUUACUAUCUUCGCACCCAAGAACUCGGCCUUCAGCACCCCGCUAACAACGAACAGCGCGGCCAUGGCCCGAUUGCUUCAAAAUCCGUUUGGCGUGUACUACAUAUUGGGCUAUCACGUGGUGCCAAAUGAAGUCAUUUUCAACGCUACGGCGGCGACCGAGGCCGGCACCGCGACUGUCACCACGCUGACGUGA
Molecule: messenger RNA, 849 nt
Organism: Volvox carteri f. nagariensis
Lineage: Eukaryota; Viridiplantae; Chlorophyta; Chlorophyceae; Chlamydomonadales; Volvocaceae
Gene: fas1
Product: fasciclin-like protein
Exons: 5
Coding region: 1-849 (282 amino acids)
Source: RefSeq, a predicted model, not a curated record